Hydractinia symbiolongicarpus is the source of this 3228-nucleotide messenger RNA. RefSeq lists its product as uncharacterized. The record is from RefSeq and is a predicted model, not a curated record. Bases 916 to 2688 code for a protein of 590 amino acids. NCBI's taxonomy places the organism in Eukaryota, Metazoa, Cnidaria, Hydrozoa, Anthoathecata, Hydractiniidae. The transcript has 3 exons.
AAGCUGUAUACAUCUGAAGAAGAAUUUGAGGACGUGUUUUGUACGCAGAAGGCGAUUAAAUACUUUAACUUGCUGAAAAUGAAUUUAAGUGUCAACCUCGUCGGCAGGGCUUUUCUAGGCCUAUGAUGUUCUGACGAGACGGUUCAUAGACGUAGAAGAAGCCUGAGGACGAGUUUGAGUGAGUUGCUGAUUAUGUGAAGCGAGACCAACCACUGUACUAGGUUCUUACUGUGAUGUUGUGUAUUUUAUCAACAUUUUCAAUUAGUAAUCCACAUGAAUGUUUAUUUAAAACUACUCUUUUGUUAGUUUUACUUUCUCCGAAAAAUAAAAUCAGCGUUCUAAGAACGAAACGAUUAACCACAGUUCAAACUACCUUUGUUGCAUUUCGCUCUCCUUCAGUGUGCUGGAUUAUUUUAUGGAAGAGCAAGGAAUAGUAAUUAAAAAAAAUGAUGGAGAUAAUAAUGGAGCUACAUUUAUAGCGUUAUAAAUUAUUUCUCAAUAUAAAUAAACUCGCUCCAAGCACUCACUUCCUUAAAAUGAUAAAAUCCCUUUUGCUUUAUUUAGAAUGCUCUUCAAAAAUGGGGACAAGGUUGGACGAAAUCAGAGAUAUAACUUUCAAGCAAAACAAUUUUCGUGAUAUCAAAAAUUAGAAAUCAGUUUUUGAGCCAGACACUUCCAUCAGCCUAGUAACGAGGUUGUAGAUCUAUUUUAGGUCGUUAAUGGCAACACGUCAUAUUUAUAAUGUCAACAACAAAACUGUCUUGUUGUGUUCUUAGAACUUUUUAAGUUUGUUUUUAAAAAUUCCAGUGUUGUUUUUUUUCAACCAAGGCUACAGAAGAAAAAAAUGGUUUAAUCAAUUUAAACAUAUUUAUUUUUAGUGGACUUGGAGACAUCCUGUAUCGUUUAACAUUCAACAUGGAGGUGGCGAAAUGUUUGGUAGAUCCUACGAACAGCACUGUUAGAAACAUGACUGAUAAUUCAACAUUAUGUAACAUCUCGCCAGAUGUUAACUUUGAGGCGACUUUACUCUUCGCUCUAUUGUAUAUUCUUUCUUACACCCUGCUGACUGCGGUUCUGAUUUUAUAUGCGUACGGAGAUAAAAAAGAUCUUGGAGUGCAUUGCAACAUGGGAUUGAUAUUUUUCGCGUUUCUGGUAUCGACAAUAGCGGAAUUAUCCUUUCAAGAAUCUGAAAAAUUAACGUACUCGAUCUCAACAACUAUCGUUGUGUUUGUAUUUGGAAUUGGUGUUACAUUUGUCGCCAGCUUUUACUUUUUUGAUAUAAGGCGCAGUGCAGGAGAUCUGAGAGUGUUGGGUCAUGGUCAUGAAAAUAUUGCAGACUUUUUAUGGACCAUAACCAAAAUUGUUGUUUUGCUUGAACUUUUUCUACUCAUUGGUUCACUUGUAAAAUAUGAUUAUCUCGCAGCGAUAUUCGUUUUUUCAGGUUUUUUUCAAAAAAUUUGCCAAGCAUGGUUGUAUAAGUAUAGUUUGCAAUACAAAAUUCCCGCCAAAAAUAAAUUUUGUGGUGCAUCUUGGUAUUUGAAGAUCGUUGCUUUAUUUAAUUUUUCGAUGUGGCUUGACUCAAUAAUGACCGCUGACUUACAAGGAGACCAUUUCAUAAAAAGUAUCCUAAGUGACAGUUACAGCAUUUUUUCGUCAGGGUAUGCCGCAUUGUUGAUAGACUAUCGACUUUUAUGCUGCAUUCUCUUCGUUGAGCAUGCCAUAAAAAUAGACGGUUACAUCAGUGAAAAACAAAACAACGAAGCAACUGCCUGUCGUCCAUUUACUCCUGCAGAUGAACUCGACCAUGAUACCGUGGAAGCAUCUGAAGAGUUUAAGCAUGACACAUCUUUGCUAGCUGGAGGAGGUUUCCUGUGUGGUAUGGUGCUCCUUAGUCUUCAAAUCAUAAACGGUCUCCAAUACAAAUACUUAGGGCCAUGGACAAACAUUUUUGGUAUUAUUGCAGAUUUUACAACAAUGGUUUGUGGCUUCUUUAUCAUUCGAAAGGUGAAAAGUGCAAAGAUUGGAAAAGACACUCUAUUUUCAGUUGGUAUUGAUAUCUUAAUGGCUUCAAUGGGAAUAUGCGGAGUCCUCUUCUGGUGUCUCAAGGGCACACUUGCAUCAACAUGGGCUGCACGUUCACGAAGAAUCCCUCAUAACACAGCACAAUAUGACUAUCUGUGUUGGAAUGCUAUCAAAUUUUGGUGCAAGCCCUUCUCAAUCGUGUAUCAAAUCUAUGUUUUCGUGAAGCUCGAUUUUUACUCUGCUUGCUCAGACAGUAUGAAACGAAGGAAAAUAAAUCAUUUUUUAUUCCCUCUACUUAUGUUGGGAUUUCUCUCAGUAUUUUUGAACGCAAUCAUCGAUGCUUAUACCGGGAUUAUCGAGACGCUUGCUAAAAACUCAAAAAUGAAUAUUUUAUAUUUGACUGUGUAUCAAUGUGGAUCACCCCUUCACUUGGGAUUUUGUUUACAUCUUUUUCUUCACUUUUACACGAUCAAUGGAAAAUUGACAAGAAGUAGAAAGGCAGGGACAACGUCUCCAAGACCACCACCACCACCAACAACAACAAAACCAACAAUAUGUAAAUCGUUGUUACAGCACUUAAAUACAACAGGUGGACAGAACCAGGCGUGCAGCAAAGAUCUGGAUGAAAAGUUGCAACCAUUACUUGACGGUCAACAUAUCGCUUAACAGAUUAGUUUAAGACUUUUAAAUUCACAUGCACGUCUUUUUUACAAAAGCAGCACAAAAUUUUGCUCGAUGUUGCUAAAGUGACUGUAUUUCACAAGCUGCUAAUUUUUUCUUUCUGGUUAUUUACUUGGAAAGAUCACAUUUGCUUAUUCGCUUGCUCGCGUGUGGUGCAACAAACAAAAUCAAACUUUCGCUGUAACGUUUUUUUACGUAUAAAACUUACAUGAUUUUGAGCACUAGAAAAGUCUCGAAAACUAUCGCUGGUUUAUCAACACCACUGUUUCUCCUUUUUCUUUAUUCGCUCGCUUUAUGCUGUCGGCUGCUUUGACUUUGCUUUGUUGUUUUAAAGGAUGUAAACUUCAUGUUGCUUCAUGUUGUGUGUAAAGCGCUUAGUCAGAUGCCGUAAUAACACUAUUUUAAUUUUUCUUAACAUCCGUGAUCAGUCUUAAAUAAGUUUAUCUUUAUUCUGAUAUUGGGUUGAUUGACAACCAGUUCAUUUGUUUUCUUUAAAACGUUAACAAUAUCAGCUGCUUUAAAUAA